CGGUGGUGUGGUCCUUCUUAAGGCGCCUCAGGGAGACCCUGCGGGGGCUUCGGAGGGCAGGAGACCCACGCUCCCGCCCGCAGCUGAAGCCCCUGCCCGGCCCUCGAGUAUCCAGAAGGGGGAAGCGGGACACUUGGAUGCGCUCUGCCGACUGUAGCAGCGGCAGACUUUUUCACGUCCUUAACAAGGCCUGCUUAGAGAUCCUCUUGCACACUCAAGCUUCACCACCACCCUAAAUGUAGAUACUUCUGGAACAUUCUACAAAAGGGGCAAAACGAGUGCUGUCUGAAUUUGGGUGAGCAGCAGUGGGCGGCGGCGGCUUCGAUGCCAGCAACGCAGCGGUAAGAGCUGAGGACCGAGGAACGUCCGCCAGCUGCCUGGCAUCGCGUUGUCAGGUGUCUGUGUAAGCAGAGACGGCUGCGCGGAGCUGGGUGUCUGCCAGCAGAGAGAGAAUGCUCUUUCCUAAUACUAACCUUGUCAUAGAUCCUUCAUGUUACACCUAAAAUCAGUGAAAUAAACAUGAGCGAAGCCCCCAGAUUCUUUGUCGGGCCUGAAGAUGCAGAAAUAAACCCUGGAAGUUGCCGACAUUUCUUCCACCAUGCAGAUGAAGAGGAAGAGGAGGAGGAUGAAUCUCCACCAGAAAGGCAGAUUGUGGUUGGAAUAUGUUCUAUGGCAAAGAAAUCCAAAUCCAAACCCAUGAAGGAAAUUCUUGAACGGAUCUCCUUAUUCAAAUAUAUCACAGUAGUAGUGUUUGAAGAGGAAGUUAUUUUGAAUGAACCAGUGGAAAACUGGCCUUUAUGUGACUGUCUUAUUUCUUUCCAUUCUAAAGGAUUUCCACUGGACAAAGCAGUUGCCUAUGCAAAACUCAGGAAUCCAUUUGUAAUCAAUGACUUGAAUAUGCAGUAUCUCAUACAAGAUAGGAGGGAAGUGUAUAGCAUCCUUCAAGCUGAAGGCAUCUUACUUCCUCGUUAUGCGAUCUUGAACCGGGACCCAAAUAACCCCAAAGAAUGCAAUCUGAUUGAAGGAGAGGAUCACGUGGAAGUAAACGGGGAGGUUUUCCAAAAGCCAUUUGUAGAAAAACCAGUCAGUGCAGAAGACCACAAUGUGUACAUUUAUUACCCCACAUCCGCCGGGGGUGGAAGUCAAAGACUCUUCAGGAAGAUUGGCAGUAGAAGCAGUGUCUAUUCCCCAGAAAGCAAUGUACGAAAAACAGGCUCAUACAUCUAUGAGGAGUUUAUGCCCACCGAUGGCACGGAUGUCAAGGUUUAUACAGUGGGUCCAGAUUACGCGCAUGCUGAAGCUCGGAAGUCCCCGGCCCUUGACGGCAAGGUGGAGCGAGACAGUGAAGGAAAAGAAGUAAGAUACCCCGUCAUCCUCAAUGCACGGGAGAAAUUAAUUGCUUGGAAAGUCUGUCUAGCUUUUAAGCAAACUGUUUGUGGCUUUGAUUUAUUACGGGCCAAUGGGCAGUCCUAUGUCUGUGAUGUCAAUGGCUUCAGUUUUGUGAAAAAUUCCAUGAAGUAUUAUGAUGAUUGUGCAAAAAUACUUGGAAAUAUUGUAAUGCGAGAGCUUGCACCUCAAUUUCAUAUUCCUUGGUCAAUACCUUUAGAAGCUGAAGAUAUCCCAAUUGUGCCAACUACAUCUGGAACUAUGAUGGAACUUAGAUGUGUCAUAGCUGUGAUACGUCAUGGGGAUCGAACACCAAAGCAGAAAAUGAAAAUGGAAGUGAGGCAUCAGAAAUUUUUUGACCUCUUUGAAAAAUGUGAUGGAUAUAAGUCAGGGAAAUUGAAACUCAAAAAGCCAAAACAGUUACAGGAGGUGCUAGAUAUUGCACGGCAACUUCUCAUGGAGCUGGGCCAAAAUAAUGAUUCCGAGAUUGAAGAAAACAAGUCAAAACUUGAACAGCUGAAGACGGUACUAGAGAUGUAUGGCCAUUUUUCUGGGAUAAAUCGUAAGGUUCAGUUGACCUACCUCCCUCAUGGUUGUCCAAAAACAUCUAGUGAGGAGGAAGACAGCCGGAGAGAAGAGCCAUCCUUGCUUCUGGUCCUUAAGUGGGGAGGAGAGCUAACUCCAGCAGGUCGCGUCCAGGCUGAGGAACUCGGGAGAGCCUUCAGGUGUAUGUAUCCAGGAGGUCAAGGAGAUUAUGCAGGGUUUCCUGGUUGUGGUUUACUUAGAUUACAUAGCACGUACCGACACGACCUCAAAAUAUACGCCUCUGACGAAGGCCGGGUGCAGAUGACUGCGGCUGCUUUUGCAAAGGGGCUGCUGGCUCUAGAAGGAGAGCUGACUCCCAUCCUUGUUCAGAUGGUGAAAAGUGCAAACAUGAACGGUCUGCUGGACAGUGACAGUGACUCUCUGAGCAGCUGCCAGCAGCGUGUAAAGGCAAGGCUGCACGAGAUCCUGCAGAAGGACAGAGAUUUUACUGCCGAAGACUAUGAAAAGCUUACUCCAUCUGGAAGUCUUUCUCUUACCAAAUCCAUGCAUUUGAUUAAAAAUCCUGUGAAGACCUGUGACAAGGUUUAUUCUUUGAUUCAAAGUUUGACUUCUCAAAUUAGACAUCGAAUGGAAGAUCCCAAAUCGUCAGAUAUUCAGCUGUAUCAUAGCGAAACACUGGAGCUUAUGCUGCGUAGAUGGUCCAAGUUGGAGAAAGACUUUAAAACAAAGAACGGAAGAUAUGACAUUAGUAAAAUCCCUGACAUAUAUGACUGUAUAAAAUAUGAUGUCCAGCAUAAUGGCUCCUUGAAGUUAGAAAAUACAAUGGAAUUGUAUCGCCUUUCCAAGGCCCUAGCAGAUAUUGUCAUCCCUCAGGAAUAUGGUAUAACUAAAGCUGAGAAACUGGAAAUUGCCAAAGGCUACUGUACUCCUCUAGUUAGAAAAAUCCGCUCAGACCUUCAGAGGACCCAAGAUGACGACACUGUAAAUAAACUCCAUCCUGUGUAUUCCAGGGGUGUUCUGUCUCCUGAACGUCAUGUUCGUACCAGAUUGUAUUUUACCAGUGAAAGUCACGUACAUUCUUUAUUGUCUAUUCUUCGCUAUGGUGCCUUGUGCAAUGAAUCAGAUGAACAGUGGAAACGAGCUAUGGAUUAUUUAAACGUUGUCAAUGAGCUCAACUACAUGACACAGAUUGUUAUCAUGCUUUAUGAGGAUCCUAACAAGGACCUCUCCUCAGAGGAACGCUUUCAUGUUGAAUUACACUUUAGUCCAGGAGCCAAAGGCUGUGAAGAAGACAAAAAUUUACCAUCUGGUUACGGAUAUAGACCAGCUUCCAGAGAGAGUGAAGGCAGGAGAUCUUUUAAAACCGAUAGUGAUGAUGAACCACACUCUUCUAAAAAAGAUGAGGUUGAUCGAGCUGUUCUAAUGUUUAAGCCAAUGGUAUCAGAGCCGAUUCAUAUACACAGGAAAUCUCCGCUUCCAAGAUCUAGGAAGAUGGUUACAAACGAAGAAGAGAGCCCCCUGAGUGUGUCUAGCCCAGAGGGUACUGGUUCCUGGCUGCAUUAUACCAGUGGUGUGGGUACUGGGCGUCGAAGACGCAGAUCAGGGGAACAAAUCACUUCUUCCCCUGUGUCCCCCAAAUCAUUGGCUUUCACAUCCAGUAUUUUUGGCUCAUGGCAACAGGUUGUAUCUGAAAAUGCCAACUACCUUCGAACACCAAGAACUCUUGUGGAACAGAAGCCGAAUCCUACUGUAGGGUCUCACUGUGCGGGCCUGUUUAGCACCACGGUGCUCGGGGGUUCUUCAAGCGCACCUAACCUACAGGAUUAUGCUCGUACUCAUCGUAAAAAGCUGACCUCUUCUGGCUGCAUAGAUGACGCCACACGCGGUUCUGCUGUUAAAAGGUUUUCUAUCUCAUUUGCUCGACACCCAACCAAUGAACACCUCCACCUCUAUAGGUGCUGGUCCGUUUCCUCUGUGGGAUUGCUAGGCCCCAGUGGCUUUGAAUUGUACUCCAUGGUCCCGUCUAUUUGUCCUCUAGAGACUCUUCACAAUGCCCUGUCUCUAAAGCAGGUGGAUGAAUUUCUUGCUUCCAUCGCUUCUCCAUCGAGUGAUGUGCCACGGAAGAUACCUGAAAUGUCCUCCACAGCUUCACGUUCCAGUCCAACAAUGAGAAGAAAAGUAUCUCUAAAUACGUAUACUCCUGCAAAGAUUCUCCCAACACCACCAGCUCCCUUAAAGACCACUAAAGCGAGCAGCAAACCAGGUACCAGUGGGCCUUCUACUGCGAUUGCUCCCAGUACCUCAGCCCGGAAAAAGAGUAUAACUAACAAACCGGAAAUGCCUGAGCACAGAAAAAGCACUGGGAAAAAGAAAUGAAAAUGAAAUAGAACCUCAUACACUUAUAAAAGUCACAUAAUGAAUAGAAAAAAAAAAAAAAAACCCUUGACCUAAAACUGUCAAAGCGAGCAGUUUGUUUUUCCUCAUGCAUACCUGUAUUUAUGGAAGAAUGUCUUUUCGUGUCUAAGGGAUUAUUUACGUUCACGUAGGAUAUUUUGUCUUACUUUGAGAACAUUUGAAUCAAUGUUCCUCACAUUCUGCGAGCAACAGAGCCUGUAGGGAUGCAGGCCUCGUGUCGGCAUGACACCUGUUCCUGCAGCACAUGGGAGCAGCGCUGAAGCCCAGCAGGCCUGCCGUAGCCGCAUCGCUAGCACAGGGCACCGCCUAGUCUGACAAGCUGGCCUCCUGGCACGCUCUUGUCUCCAUAGGAUCACAUUUUAGCUGUAAAGGCCUUUGGCUUAAGUUGAAACCUGACAGCCGAUAUUACAUAUUGGGGACUUUUACAGAAUAUAUUCCCAAAGAGAUUUCAUUUAGAUCAGAAAAUGUGUCCCAGUUUUUUAUAGUGACAUAUAUGCUGCAAUAUUUAAUAACUGGAGUAAUUAGCAUAUAGGUGAAUUUUUGAAUCUGCUUUGGAUUUUUUUAAUGUGUAUUAUUUAAGGUGUUGCAUAUACAGGUGGGAGAACUUGUACCUUUAUGUGCAUAAAUUUGUAUAUUAAUUUGUAGAAAAUGUUUUCUUUAUAUACUUCUUCACCGUGAGAGGUGCUUUAUUCAUCAGGAAAAAUUUUGCCUCAUUUUGGCAAGGAAAGCACCUGUUGAGUUUAUUUUUUAGAUAUAUAGGUAGAAAAUAAGAGUUCUUUUUAGCUCUAAGGAACUCUUCAAAAAUGGUAAUUAAUCAGUUUUAGAAAUAACGUAAAUGUUACUUAGGUAGUAGGUAUUAUGUGUAGCUUUUUUGAAAAAAAUAUUUUCAUUCUUCUCUGAUGCUACCACAUGAUCUCAUUAGGAAGGCUUCCAUAAUGACCAUUUGAAAUUAAUGUUCUUUUCAAAUGUUACUUUUUAAAAAGAAAAUUGAUCGUUAUGUUGUGAUUCCAACUAUGAUAUGAAAAACAUUAUCUUUGGUGCUUUGUUCCCCCAUUUGCGCAAAUACUGGCGAAUCACUUGAAAUGACUUAAACUAUAAGCCAAACAAUGCAACCUGCACUGCAAGUUACAUAAUUUAAAUUACUAUAGCUUUAGCUUGAAGGUAAUGUUUAAAAAUAUUACAAAAUUCUCAAAAUGAAUACAACUACUGUAAUUCUUCAGAAGAAACUCCUUAAAUUAGCAUAUAUGAACUGGCAUUUAGAAAAUAAGUAUAUUACAUGUUAGCUGUGUUAAAAGGUACCAAAUGAAAUGUCAGGAACAUAUACAGUUAAGUUCAUAUACUUCACAAGAAUGUAAGUGUAUUAUAAGGAGACGUGUCUAAUAGAAACAGCUGAAUGUACCUAAGUUUCUGUAUGUGAAAAUGUGGUUAAUAUAGUCGUUGGGGUAAGGAAACUUUUAUUUGUAAGUGAAUUAAAAUAUUUU
Molecule: messenger RNA, 5828 nt
Organism: Ochotona curzoniae (black-lipped pika)
Lineage: Eukaryota; Metazoa; Chordata; Mammalia; Lagomorpha; Ochotonidae
Gene: PPIP5K2
Product: diphosphoinositol pentakisphosphate kinase 2
Exons: 34
Coding region: 520-4308 (1262 amino acids)
Biological process (GO): inositol phosphate biosynthetic process; inositol metabolic process
Cellular component (GO): cytosol
Molecular function (GO): 5-diphosphoinositol pentakisphosphate 1-kinase activity; inositol hexakisphosphate kinase activity; diphosphoinositol pentakisphosphate kinase activity
Source: RefSeq, a predicted model, not a curated record